AUGGCUCAGAAAUUAAUUGGUCCAGCCAUGCAAUUGCAAGCUGAGUUGCGAUGGAUGUUGCGUGUGAAAAAUGUAGUACCACCUAAUUACACCAUGCACCGCAACAACAAGGAUCAAACAGCGGAGGAGCUGUUCAACGAGGAGCACAAUGAGCUUCUGAAGUCAGCACAGGAAUGGAUAAAAGACACAGCUCAGUCGUGCUCAACCGUUGCAGUGCUCGUCGCCGGUGUGGUCUUUGCAGCAGCUUAUGUCAUUCCUGGUGAUGCAUUUAAAGUACCAAAAGACUCUCCUUUCUUCUGGAUCUUCACCUGCAUGGACCUGGCGGCCAUCUCCUGCUCAUUGUCUUCGGUGGCACUAAAUUUCCCACCCCUUUUUCUUGCCCUUCCGCCGCUUUGCCAAGAGAAAAUCAAUGUGAUAAGACCAAGGCAAACUGAAUCACAGAGCCAGCAUGAAGCGUUAUAUGAUUUGUACAAUUUUAAUGUGUCUUCAAUCUUCCCUGACUACUAG
This is a messenger RNA of Prunus armeniaca (apricot), 507 nucleotides long. NCBI's taxonomy places the organism in Eukaryota, Viridiplantae, Streptophyta, Magnoliopsida, Rosales, Rosaceae. The record is from the annotation of a GenBank genome assembly.